Cladocopium goreaui is the source of this 264-nucleotide messenger RNA. Lineage: Eukaryota; Dinophyceae; Suessiales; Symbiodiniaceae. The record is from the annotation of a GenBank genome assembly.
AUGAGCAUGGAAUAUGCCCACCUCCUGGCGAACCUCUUGAGUUGCAGUGCCGCCUCCACCAAUUUGAAGGCCUGCGUCUGUCGCCUGAUCAUUGCCGACGAGGCAGUGGGUGAGAAAGGCCAAUCCAUUGUGUUAGCAGAUGGUCUUGCACGGCUGAUGCAGAAAGGCCCACGGGGCACAGCAUUGCGAGACGGGGCACAGCAUUGCGAGUUGACCCGAAAUGGGGGAAUAUUCGGAAUACCAAUACCACAUAGCAUAGCUUAG